Molecule: messenger RNA, 2344 nt
Organism: Manduca sexta (tobacco hornworm)
Lineage: Eukaryota; Metazoa; Arthropoda; Insecta; Lepidoptera; Sphingidae
Product: sodium-coupled neutral amino acid transporter 9
Exons: 12
Coding region: 49-1674 (541 amino acids)
Biological process (GO): amino acid transmembrane transport
Molecular function (GO): amino acid transmembrane transporter activity
Source: RefSeq, a predicted model, not a curated record
GUCUCGAACUGUGGCCCUGUUGGGUGUGUGAUUCGCGAAAUCUUAAAGAUGCGUUUAAUGAAAAGUAUAUCUCGAAAAAACUACGACGACCAGUCGGCACCGAGCUCUGUGCAAUCCGUCGACAGUUAUGAAGUGUUCGGCAGUGCCUGCUCUGACUUUUCUGAUUGUGAAUAUUGUGAUGACAGAAGAAGAUAUAAACACAUAUACCACUCUCCAAGCACCAGCACGAGUCCAAGUUACCUCAGCGCCAUGAGUCGCUUGGAGGCGGCGCCGUUGUUGGGUACUUCCACGCCCACGCUGUACAAAACUAUAGGCACGGCCUCUGCGGAUUCUUUGGGCCCAGCGGAUCUCUCUGCGAGUGCCAUACUAGCCACAUACAAUAAGAGAUUUGAACCUUCAAUAAAAAUGGAAAAGAAGAAACAGAACUCGCUCAUCACAAUUUUCUCAGUAUGGAACACGAUAAUGGGCUCAUCCUUGCUGACGAUGGCGUGGGGUGUGGAGCAGGCGGGUCUGCCUGCUGCACUCGUGUUGGUCGCAUUCAUGGCCGCGCUGUGUCUCUACACUGCCUAUGUCCUGCUCAGAGUCAAUGCGCAUCACGGUAGCGACACAUGCUCAGUGCCGGACCUGUGCCGCUCGUUGCUGGGCGGCUGGGCGGAGGUGCUGGCGCACGGGUUCAGCCUGCUGGUGCUGCUUGGAGCCAACAUCGUCUACUGGAUACUCAUCACCAACUUCCUUUACUUCACUGUCAAUUAUUUCAUUGAUCUCCACUCAUCAAACACGACAGAGUACAACUCGACGCUGCUCUGCCCGAACGCGGUGAACGAAUCGCUGCUGAUCCCGCGGGCGGCGGCGCCGGAGUCUCCGUACUGGGGGCUGCACACCACCGCGCCGCUCUACGUCGCGAUUAUCGUCUUCCCGCUGCUUAACUUUAGGAACGUCUCGUUCUUCACCAAGUUCAAUUCGCUAGGCACACUAUCCGUCCUCUAUCUAUUGAUCUUCGUCAUCGUGAAGGGUUACGCCUGGGGCAUCAACGUGGGCACCGCGUGGACCGAGACCCGCGCCUUCAAGAACGCUGCCGUGCUCAGCGGCAUGCUGGCGCUGUCCUUCUACAUACACAACAUUAUCAUCGACAUCAUGAGGAAUAAUUCCAGACAAGAUAAAAAUGGCAGAGAUCUCACAAUAGCGUUUCUACUAGUCACGAUAACGUAUACCAUGGUUGGCGCGGUGUUUUACAUCUGCUUUCCGCUCGCCAAGUCUUGUAUUGAAGAUAACAUUUUAAACAAUUUCGAAAUGCACGACAUCAUGACAGCCGUUGCGCGAGUUUUGUUGUUGUUUCAAGUGGUUACCGUAUACCCAUUAGUGGCGUACAUGCUGCGUACAGAGACCAUGCUGCUCCUUUCGCUGCAGGAGACGCGCUGCUACACCAUGACCAUCAAUGUCACCAUCGUCAUCAUGUGCGUGCUGGUCGCGUGCUUCUGUCCCAACGUUGGGACUAUUAUAAGAUACACGGGAGCCAUAAGCGGUCUCGUCCAUGUGUUCGCGCUCCCCUCUCUACUACAAGUGCGGUCGCUACAGCUGCGCGGGAGGCUGACGUGGUGGAAAAGCCUUUUCUACUUCCUUAUAGUGGUCUUUGGGACUGUCAACUUACUUAUGCAGUUUUUUAUUACUGAGUAAAUACCUUUCUAGGUCAGGGGUUCCCCUGUCCCCGAUUUGAUGUAAAUAGAAUGAGACCGUAUACCUCUUGGUAGGUCAGGGGCGGAUUUGAGAUUACAGUGUGGGGGUACUUUAUUUGUGUGCAGAUAUAAUGCAUUUUGGUUAUAUUUGGGUUUAUUUGAUGGGAACUAUGUAUUUUCUUGAGCCAGGAUGAUUACAGUGGUAAUUCCCUGAGCACAAAGACAUAAUUAAUCUGCCUUGUAAAAGUACCUAUAUUGUUUAGUAAAAGUCUAUCAGAGACAACUUAGGAGACAUUUUUCUCUUACUGAAUUAAUGGUUUUUGUAAUAUAUAUUUUAGAGACUGCAAAAUCCAAUGUAACUGCAAAUUAUUGCCCCACGAACAAAAAAAGGUUAUCGCGAAGUUUAAUACCACUUUUCGAUUUUUGAGACGAUCACACAUUACUGUGUUCGUUGAUAGAUAGACAUUCCAUAUUAAUGCAUUUGGCCUUUGUCUGCUUACGUUUAUUGGAGGCUGACUGUACGUAAGAUGUAAAAUGUCACUCAAAAAAGUAAUUGAAUCCGCCCCCGGCUUUAACUAUACACUAUAGCAAUAACUUUAUUGAUCAGAGCUGUAUAGACUAUUAGGUUCCAGAUAAUUUCUAGAUUACGAAAUUCAGUAUACGAAUUGCAA